Messenger RNA from Fusarium oxysporum Fo47, 893 nucleotides. RefSeq lists its product as uncharacterized. NCBI's taxonomy places the organism in Eukaryota, Fungi, Ascomycota, Sordariomycetes, Hypocreales, Nectriaceae. Bases 104 to 775 code for a protein of 223 amino acids. The transcript is spliced from 2 exons. The record is from RefSeq and is a predicted model, not a curated record.
UUUAUCCGUCAAAACACUCUCUUUUCUUCUUCUUGUUUUUUUUCCUUCUCUGGAGGCGGCUGCACUAUUGAUUCAAGUUAUUCUGCGAUAUUCUACUCAACAGAUGAAGGUUGUGGUUACAGGGGCGACCGGGAUGGUCGGCAAUGAGAUCGUCAAACACUGUCUCGCGGACGCGCGCAUCACAAAGGUCGUUAUUCUCACUCGAAAAGCCGUGUCGAUGGAUAUCGAGAGUCACCCAAAGGCGGAUGUUAUCAUGAUUCAGGAUUUCGCAAGGUAUUCCGAUGAAGUUUUACGGCGACUUGAAGGGUCUUCGGCGUGUUUAUGGGCCAUUGGAGCACGGCCAGAUCGUCUCAACCACGACAAGGCACUUCUUCACCACGUCAACGUGGAACUACCGCUCACGGCAGCAAAAACAUUGAGCGAGCGCAUAGCACCAAAGACACCAGCAGGCAACAGGUUCAACUUUGUCUUGUGCAGCAACAGGACCAACUCAAAGGCAUCUUCACUGCUCUCGCUCGGGGACCCAAGAAAACCAAAGUCCGAGGCGGAGAAGGGUCUAUGCGAGAUUGCAGACGCCAGCCCUGAAACAUUUAGCGCUUGGAUCUUGAGACCCAGCGCCAUCGUCACCCCAGACGCGCCCAAGAAGAGAAGACUUGUAGGCGGUCGCUCGGCUCACGGCGUUGAAGUUACGCAGAUGGCCAAGGCUUUUGUCAAGGUGGCCUGCGAGGGCUAUAAGGAUCGUAUCAUUGAUAACGAUGCGCUGCUGAAAAUGUGAGAAACUCCCGCGGGAAGAAGUGGGUGACGUAGUGAACGAUGGAGCUGGACUAUGUGCGUGUGUGCGUGUUUGUGAAGCCGAGCUGAGCUUGACUGGGGAAGAAUUUGUGGACUUGGCG